AUGAUUUUAUCAUUGCUUUUAAUUAGUAUUCUUAAGGUUUUAGCUUCACAUGACCCAGGAUGUUAUUAUCAUACUUUCAUGGUUCGUUGUAAUACUGGGUGUUACAAAAAUGGUCGUUUUUGUAAAAGGUGUGACUCAACGUGUUUUGAUUGUAUGUUCCAAUCUGACUUUUGUAGUGAGUGUAAUGGAACAAAGUAUUUAGUAAAUAAUGAAUGUAAAGAAUGUUCAACAACAUUUGGAAAAAAUUGUCGAAAAUGUGAUGAAGAGAGUGGAUGUACUGAUUGUCCAAGUGGAAAUCAAAUGAACUCAAAAAUAUGUCAACCAUGUAAUAAUUUUGAUCCAAAUUGUUUACUCUGUUCAAAUAAUCAAUGUCAAUCGUGUUCUAAUGGAUUUUAUAUAGCUAAUAAUGGGAAAUGUAAUUCAUGUUUAAAAAAUACAGCUACUUUGGGAAAUAAUUGUCUUGAAUGUACAUCAAAUAUGUGUUAUAAAUGUUCAAAUGGGUCAUCAGGACAAUAUACAUUACUUGGAGGAAAAUGUGUUAUAUGUUCUGAGAAAUAUUCACAUUGUAAACAAUGUAACGAUAAUCAAUGUUUGAGUUGUGAAGAAAAUACAGGGUAUUAUUAUUCAAAUGGAGAAUGUAAACAAUGUUCUUCUCAUUGUCUUUCUUGUUCUAAUUCAAAUACUUGUACUAAAUGUCAAGAUGGAUAUUAUUUGUCAGGUAAGAAAUGUGUUUCAUGUUCAACAAGAAAUUGUAAAUUAUGUGAUGCAAAUUCUUGUUUUUCUUGUUUAGAAAAUUCAUAUUUAUCAAACGGAAUUUGUACGACUUGUCAAAAUAAAUAUCCAUUAUGUCUUCAAUGUUCUUGGACAACAACAUCAACUUCAUGUGUGUUAUGUUCACCUGGAUAUUGGUUUAAUGGAAAUUCAUGUGUUAAAUGUAAUGACAAUUGUGGAAUAGAAGGGUGUGUUAGUUCAUCUCAAUGUAUUAAUUGUAAAGAAGGGUAUAUAUUUGAUCGUAAUAAUAAUUGUGUUGAUGCAAAAUCUGAACAUUGUGAGAAAGCAUCAAAUAGUUAUUGUUUGAAAUGUAACGAUGAUCGUGUAUUAAUUGAAAAUCGAUGUUAUCCAAUAAUAAAUCAAAAUCCAUGUCAUGAAGUUUUAAUAAAUGGAAGAUGUAUAAAUCAUGGUGAUAUUCGAUGUGAAAAAUAUAUAACAAAUAAAUGUACAACAUGUACUUCUAAUUAUUAUUUAAAAAAUGAUAUUUGUGUAUUAAAAGAUCAAUAUAUUGAUAAUUGUUCUGUUGUUACAACAUCAACAACAGGACAACCAAUUUGUAAAGCAUGUAGAACAGGAUAUUAUCCAGAUGGUGAUUGUAAAAAAUGUACAACAAUAACAGGAUGUUCUAAAUGUAUUAAUACACUUACAACAGAAGAAUCAAUUAGAACAUGUACUGAAUGUUUAGGUGGAUAUUACUUUGAAAAUUCAUUAUGUCAUAAGAUUCAAAAUUGUGUUGAAAAUUCAGGAGUAGAAUGUACAAAAUGUUAUAUUAAUUAUUAUAUUAAUAAUGGUGUUUGUAGUAGAUAUGAACAACAACUUGGUUGUCUUUCUGCUAAUGGAAUUACUUGUACAAGUUGUAAAGAAGGAUUUUAUUUAGAUGAAACAACAAAUAUUUGUAAAGUAUGUACUAUUCCAUAUUGUGAAACAUGUAAUAGAAAUGGAUAUUGUCAACAAUGUAUUAAAAAUUAUACAUUAUCUUCAAAUUCAUGUACAUCAUGUAAUAUAGAAGGAUGUGGAUUAUGUUCAAGUACUGAUACUAAAUGUUUAAAAUGUGAUAUAUGGGAUUAUAAAGAAUCAGAAACAUGUAAGAAAUGUGAUUUAAAAGUGAGUAAUUGUUGGGAAUGUGAUGAGACAGGAAUAUGUUUAAGUUGUAAAUCUGGAUAUUAUUUAGAAACAAAUAAAACAUGUCAAUCUUGUGAUAAGAUUGAUAAUUGUAUAAGUUGCUCUUCAUCACAAAAAUAUUGUUUGGGAUGUCAAAAAACUCAUUACUUAGAAGAUGGAAAAUGUAUUUCAUGUAAUAAUUCAAUUCCUAAUUGUAAAGAAUGUACUUCUAAAGGAACAUGUUAUUCAUGUAUUGAAGGAUAUUAUUAUGAAAAUGGAAAAUGUAAUCCAUGUAGUAAUAUACCAGGAUGUUCAAAAUGUCUUGGAAAUGAGAAAGUAUGUUAUAAAUGUCAAGAGUAUUAUAAACAAAUAAUAAAUGAAGAACAAAAUGGAUAUGAAUGUAAACCAUGUAUAUUAGGUACAUUACAUUGUCAAAAUUGUUCAAUUAAUGGAAAUUGUUCAAUAUGUGAAACAUCAUAUACAUUAACACCUUCAUUUGAAUGUGAAUUAUGUACAAAAGCAAUAAAUAAUUGUGUAUCAUGUUCAACAACAACCUUUGAAUGUAAUAAAUGUGGAAUUAAGUAUGGAUUAAAAACAAAAACAAAAUGUGAAUUAUGUUUAACAUUAACAAAUAAUUCAUGUAUUGAUUGUAGUGAUUCUACUCAUUGUACAACAUGUUCAACAAAUUAUUAUUUAAAUGAAGAGAAAUGUAUUUCAUGUACAACAAAAGAACAUUGUAAAACAUGUCAUCAAGAUGGAACAGUAAUUGAAUGUGAAGAAGGUUAUUAUCCAAAUGGAAAAAUAUGUUCACCAUGUUCAAAUAUUAAUGAAAAUUGUACUACAUGUUCAAGAACAAGUGCUCUGUGUACAGGAUGUAAAACAACACAUUAUUUAACAACAACAAAUAAAUGUAUUUCUUGUACUACAAUUAAUUCAAAUUGUGAAAUGUGUUUAAAUAAUAAAUGUUUAAAAUGUAAAUAUGGAACAUAUCCACUUGGAAAAGAAUGUUUUCAAUGUAAUACAAUUACUAAUUGUACUGAUUGUAAUCAAAUGGAAGCAAAAUGUACAAAAUGUAAUGUUGGAGUAGUUAAUUCAGAUGGAGAAUGUUCAAAAUGUAAAAUAGCACAUUGUGGACAAUGUUCAGAUAUAGAAAAAUGUGAGAAAUGUUCUAUUAAUUAUUAUUUAAAAGGAAAUAAAUGUUAUAAAUGUUCAGAUAUUAAUGAAUGUAUAUUAUGUUCAUCAACAGAAGAGAAAUGUACAUUAUGUAAUGAAGGUUAUUAUGUAAAAGAAGGGAAAUGUAAAGAAUGUAAUAGUGUUUUAUCAAAUUGUAAUAAAUGUUUAAAUGAAAGUAUUUGUACUGAAUGUGUUGAAGGACAUUAUUUAAAAGAAACAAAAUGUUUAAAAUGUUCAACAAAAGAACAUUGUAAAAUUUGUUCAACAACAACAAAUACAUGUUCUGUUUGUGAAGAAGAAUAUUAUUCAAAAGAAGAUAAAUGUAUAAAAUGUAGUGAUAGUAUUAGUAAUUGUACUCAAUGUCAAAAUGAAGGAAAUCAAUUAAUAUGUACAAAAUGUAAUGAUGGAGCAAUUCUUAAAGAAGGAAAAUGUAUUGGAAUUUCAUUAAAUUCAUAUAAAUCAAGUGAACAAACAUAUAGUUUAUGUGAUUUAACAAUACCAAAUUGUAUAACAUGUAAUUAUACAGAAACAGGAACAUUUGAUAUAAAUAAAUUAAUAUGUAUAAAUUGUUAUAAUGGAUUUGGAAUAUCAAAAGAUUUAAAAACAUGUAUUAAUUGUAAUGGAAUAUCAAAUAAACAAUCUAAAUGUAUAGAAUGUGAUACAAAUUGUAUAAAAUGUAUUAAUUCUAGUUAUUGUAUUAAUUGUAAAGAAGGAUAUUAUUUAAGAAAUGGAAUAUGUAAACAAAUUAUUAAUAAAGAACAAUGUAAAAAUGAAGAAUUAAAUAUUGGAUGUGUUCAAUGUUUUAAUUCAAUUUCUGAUUCAAUAGGAUGUUCAAAGUUAAAAAGAACAACAGAAAUAUCAUUUUAUUUAUUGAAUAAAACAGAAUAUAUUCCAAUGGGAUAUUAUCCAAUAUCAACACUAUCAACAAAAUUAAUGAAUAAUAUUCAAAAGAAAAAUAGAAUAAGAAUUACAACAACUAUAACUACUACUACAAAUUGUUUACUUUAUAAAUAUGGAAGAUGUGUUGCAUGUGAAAAUCACUUUAGUUUUGAUUCAAUAAAUAAUCCACCAAAAUGUUUAACAUGUUUACCAGAAUGUAAUGAAUGUAAUAAAAAAGAAAUAUGUCAAACAUGUCAAUUAAAAUAUAAUGAAAUGAAUGGGAAAUGUUUAGAAUAUUCAAAUGAAUGUAUUAAUAAAACAAAUAAUGUUUGUAGUAAAUGUAAAGAUGGAUAUUUUAUUUUAGAAGGAAAAUGUAAAAGAUGUGAAGAUAAACAAUGUAAAAUAUGUUUAAAAGGAGAAAAUGGAUGUAUAGAAUGUCAAGAAAAUUAUAUUUUAAUUAAUAAUGAAUGUAAAGAAAAAAGAGAAAUACAUUGUAAAACAAUUUCAAAGAAUAAAUGUAUUGAAUGUGAAUUUGGAUAUGAAUUAAUUAAUGAUGGAAGUUGUCAAAAAAUAACAACACCAACAAAUUGUUUAUAUUUAAAAGAAAGAAAUGAAUGUAGUAAAUGUAAUAAAUUAAAACUUGGAUAUGAUACUCUUGGAAAUAUUAUUUGUUCAAAUAAUUCAAUUAUUGAUGAAUGUACAAUUAUGACGACUUCAGGAUGUUCAAGAUGUUCUAUUGGAUUUUAUUUAAAUAAAGGAAAAUGUUUACAAUGUACUUCUAAUUGUAAAGAAUGUAUUUUAACAUCAACUAAUUGUACAACAUGUUAUACAGGAUAUACAUUAAAUACACUUACAAAUACAUGUAUAUCAGUAGGUGAUUUAAAAGAUAAAUGUAAAGUAUUUUUACCAAGUGAAGGAUGUGCUAUUUGUAAAGAUGGAUAUUAUUGGAAAGAUAAAAAUUGUUAUUUAUGUCAAGAAAAAUGUGAAACAUGUUAUAAAUCACCUGAACAUUGUUUAAGUUGUAAUUUUGAAAAAGGAUAUUAUUUAGCAGAAUCAAAUGAAGGAAAUAUUAAAUGUUUACAUAAUUCUACAUUAUUAAAUUGUUUAGUAAUGAAUAAAUAUGGAUGUGAAAUUUGUAAUGAAGGAUAUUAUAAUUUUAAUAAAAAAUGUUAUAAAUGUCAAGAAAAUUGUACAAAAUGUUCUAAUUCAAUUGAAUGUCUUUCAUGUGAUGAAGAAUUUAUAUUAAAAGAAGGAAAAUGUAUUAAUUUUAAAUUAUUAAAUAGAUGUAUUGAAAGUAAAAAUAAUAAAUGUAUAGAAUGUUUAGGAAAUAAUUAUGAAGUAUCAUUUGAUGGAACAGAAUGUAUUUAUCAUUUAAAUCUAUUUAUUAUAAUUGGUAUUCCAAUUAUAAUACUAUUUCUAUUUAUUAUUAUUUUUAUGUUUAGUUGUUUCUUAAUUAUAUUAAUAAUAAGAAAACAACAACAAAAAAAGAUUAAAGAAGCAACUAUUUGUGAAUUUAAUAUGAAUAAAUCAAAUAUUAAUUUUAUUGUUUUAAAUGAAGAAUGUGGUAUUGUAAUUAAUAAAAAAGAAAUUGAUUUUAGUCUUGAAAAAGAUGAUCCUUUUAUUCCUGUUAAUAAAGAAACAAGAGAUCUUAUUUGUAUUGGAAAUAAAAAAAGUAAAUUAUUAAAAAUUCAAUUUUCUACUAAAGAUCAAUUAGAUAAAUAUGAAAUUAGAACUAAUCCACAAUUAAUUACAUUAAAAAAAGGAAAAGCUGUUGAAUUUGAAAUUUUUAUUAAACCAUUAUGUACUUGUUCUUUAAAUGAAUCAAUUCUUCUUGUUGCUUUAGAUAUGAAAAAAGGUAAACAAUUUGAUUGUAAAAUUAAUUUAAAUAUUAAAACUGAAAUUACUAGUCAUUUAGAUUAUGAUGAAUUAAAAGAAGAAAAACAAAUUGGAGAAGGUUCAUUUGGAGUUGUUUAUAAAGGAACAUUUAGAGGAAAAACAGUUGCAAUAAAAAAAAUGAAACAAAAUGGAAUAAAUUCAAAUGAAAUAAAAGAAUUUGAGAAAGAAGUAGCGAUGUUAGAUAAAUUUAGAAAUGAAUAUCUUGUUCAUUUUUAUGGAGCAGUUUUUAUUCCAAAUAAAAUUUGUAUGGUAAAUGAAUUUUGUCCUUAUGGUAGUAUUCAAGACUUAAUUAAUAAAAAUCCAAAUGGUUGUUUAUCUUUAAAAUUAAAAAUUAAAUUUAUUAUUGAUGGUGCAAAAGGAAUUGAAUAUCUUCAUGGAAAUGGUAUUUUACAUCGUGAUAUUAAACCUGAUAACUUUUUAGUUACUUCAAUUGAUGAUAAUGUUCUUAUUAAUUGUAAAUUAACUGAUUUUGGUGCUUCUAGAAAUGUAAAUCAAUUAAUGACUAAUAUGACUUUUACUAAAGGUAUUGGAACUCCUGCUUAUAUGGCACCAGAAGUAUUAGAUAAAAAACAUUAUAAAUAUCCUGCUGAUAUUUAUUCAUUUGCAAUUACAAUGUAUGAAAUUAUGAAAUGGGGUCCUGCGUAUGAUAAAACUACAUUUAAAUAUCCAUGGUCUAUUGCAGAUUUUGUUACUAAAGGAAAUCGUUUACCAAUUAUCUCUCAAAUACCUGAUUGGUUAUAUCUUAUCAUUACAAAUUGUUGGAAUCCUAUUUCAGCAAAAAGAUUGUCAAUAUCAAAACUUAUUAAUGAAUUAUCAAUUCAUUUAAAUACAAAUGAAUAA
Entamoeba nuttalli P19 is the source of this 6660-nucleotide messenger RNA. RefSeq names its product protein kinase domain containing protein. Lineage: Eukaryota; Evosea; Mastigamoebida; Endamoebidae. Gene Ontology annotation, biological process: protein phosphorylation. Bases 1 to 6660 code for a protein of 2219 amino acids. The transcript has 4 exons. Gene Ontology annotation, molecular function: ATP binding; protein kinase activity. The record is from RefSeq and is a predicted model, not a curated record.